UUGCAUGGUUUUAAGAAAAUUGUCAAACGUUGAAUUAAGAAUGCUUUUGCAUUUUAAAUAACUCCUCGUUCUGCUAUCGCAUCGAUAGGCGUUUGAUUAGUGUAGUCUGUUCAUUUUUUCCCUCCAGGGUUAGAGUGCAGUUCCUGUACUGUAAAUAAUUUAAAAGAGCAAACGUUUGGCGUUUUAGUGCACGGAAUCUGUUUGAUUGCUGCUGCUGUUCAUUUGUAAAGCAUUGGUCUGGUCUUUGUGUACAUAAUUAUUGCUCUGUUGAGCGUGGACAUCUUAAAAAGUGCGUCAACAAAAAGAAACUGGUUAGAAUAAUGCUGUUUCCUUGUUUUUUAUGACUGGGCUGUUACCUAUCCCCUUCAAUAAUCAUUUAAAUAUAAUUUUCAAUUACAGAUCUUCACCAAAAAGUUAUCUGACCUUGGUUUUCUUACCUUUUUAUAAUUUCAAAUUGCCAGAAUUUGUGUUUCUCAGGGGAAAAACGAGCAAAGUACUCUGGUUUGUUGGUGACUUUUACCCAUAAAGCGUGAAUGCAAUUUAAUUGGACUGAAAAGCAAAGGUGAUAGACUGACUGUUUGCAUUUCCUCGGAGAAUGGUCUCUACCAGAUCCUUUAGGAGCUUUCUCCCUUCUGCAGUCCGAAUGCUGAUUCAUGAUGGAAAAAGAGCCAGAAGCUCUUCAGGAAAGGUUGGAGGACACAAGCCAGCUCAAAUUGUGAUAUUGCACAAGUUCCUGGCUGAUGAAUUUGAAAAAUUCUGCCAUGCAAACAGCGGUCCAUUGCCAUUGCUAUACAGGAGUCAACCAGGAGAAUGGAAAUAUGUUAAAAUUACAGACAACUCAGAUAUUGGAACGGACUGCCCUCAGUAUUGUAGACAUGAAUUGGGACACUUCACUGGCAAUGUAGCUGAUCUACUGGAGUACUCAAAUGAGUUGGAGGAGAUGGUGACUUUCUACUUGGGUGGCAGCUUUUCUGUUGAACAGAUGCUUCUAAAGGCAGGAGUUCCACUCAGGCAUGUUGAACAAAACCGCACCAUAAGCAUGUAUAAGACGUCGGUGCCGUGUCGUGAGGUGGGCAGGUUCCACUGUAACAUGGUGGUCUCCAUGAGGCCUGUCCCAGAGGGAAAACUCGAUGCUGUCGCACAAGCCACCCACCCAGCAAGAGAUGUUCAUGGGGCUCCAGUUCACAUGGGCCACCCUGGAUUAAUUGGUAUAAAUGACCUGUCUAGACCAGAUUAUGGGGAUCCAGUUGAGCCUCAUCAAGGGGACAUCCCUGUGUUCUGGGCCUGUGGAGUGACAGGGGUGGAAGCUGUACAGGGCUGCAAACCUCCUCUGGCAUUCACCCACACUCCUGGCGGGAUCUUCAUCACUGAUUAUAAAAGGGACGAGUUUGGACCUGUUCCCAACACUGACCCGGCAGAGACCGUACAAACCUUCUGCAUCUCCCAGAACCCUCUGCACUACAGUGUUGCCUCUGCUGCUGCAGUUCAGAAGAUCAGGACCCUGGAGUGUCACAUUGGUGCUGACCCAGGUGACCGAGGUAUAAAAGCCCUGUUCAUCCAAGAUGAGCUGCUAAAGGCCUCCAUGUGCAUGUCACAUGCAGCCUCAGUUCUCAUCACUACCGGGUUUCCGACCCACUUCAACCAGGACCCUCCAGAGGAAACUGAUGGACCUCCAGGUGCCAUCGCCAUGGCAGCCAUGCUCCAGGCCCUGAAGAAACAGGUUGCUAUAGUAACUGACCACCGGGCCUUAGAAAUGAACAAGAAGAUUAUUGAGGAUGCUGUUGAACAAAGCAUCUUAAGAACUGAAGUACCACUGCUGAGCUUCCAAGACGAUAGUCAGGAUUCAACUCUAAGGUUCCUGUGUCAAGAUGGCAACCCCCAGACACCCAGGUAUGACCACUUGGUGGCAAUAGAGCGUGCUGGUAGGGCUGCGGAUGGAAACUACUACAACAUGAGGAAAGUCAAUAUCGAACACCUGGUCGACCCCAUAGAUACUUUGUUCACAACAGCAAGCACAAUCCCAGGCGUCAUGACAACAGGUAUUGGAGACGGAGGUAAUGAGCUGGGCAUGGGAAAGGUGAAGGAAGUUGUGAUGAAGUACAUGCCGCACGGGGAUCUGGUAGCAUGUAACGUUGGAGCGGACUUUGCUAUUACUGCUGGUGUUUCAAACUGGGGAGGCUAUGCAGUGGCUUGUGCUCUCUACAUCCUCAACUGCUGUCCAAUUCACGACAGAUACCUCCGGAAGGCAGUUGGGUUCCCCAGACACUCGGAGCAGGAUUCCUGGACCUCUGCACUCCCAACAGUCACUAAGGAAGAGAAGUUGCUGGAAAUCCUGGUGAACUAUGGGAUUCGGAGUGGCAAAACCGGGAAUCUGGGAAUGGAGGUGGACGGCCUGCCUUUCUAUGACACUCACUCUGCUAUGAUCCAGCAGCUUGGCAAGAUCACACUGCAACCAGUGGCAUUGGCUUGACACGCACAGCAACACUUUGUAAAACAUUUUUCAAUAUUGCUUCCAAAGACUUCCUGGCCUUUAAUAUUUAAGCUAGAGCACCAAAUAGGAAUACCAAUAAAAAUCUCAAAUGGCCUUUUUACUGAAGAAUUGAAUUGUAUAAAGGAAGUUCCCUUUGAGGGACAUGAUCGUAGCCAAUAACACAGACCCUGAAUACUUCAUUGGUGAUUUCAUUUAGCAAUAAUGUUUGUGGAUGUUGUGCUCCGUCCUGCGGAUGAGAUGUUCAGUCAAUGUCCUAUUGUAUGUGACUCUGCAUAUAAUGCACACUUUGU
This is a messenger RNA of Polyodon spathula (Mississippi paddlefish), 2781 nucleotides long. It is a transcript of the gene dglucy, whose product is annotated as D-glutamate cyclase. Bases 596 to 2470 code for a protein of 624 amino acids. The record is from RefSeq and is a predicted model, not a curated record. Gene Ontology annotation, biological process: glutamate metabolic process. The transcript has 13 exons. Gene Ontology annotation, molecular function: D-glutamate cyclase activity. Lineage: Eukaryota; Metazoa; Chordata; Actinopteri; Acipenseriformes; Polyodontidae.